Molecule: messenger RNA, 1284 nt
Organism: Paramecium pentaurelia
Lineage: Eukaryota; Ciliophora; Oligohymenophorea; Peniculida; Parameciidae
Source: the annotation of a GenBank genome assembly
AUGUGUUAAGAAGCCAUUUUAACAUGGUUUAAAAAGAUUUUAAAUAUCAAUUGUGGAACACUCUACAUUGACUUAAUAGAUGGAAUUAUCGUUGAAAAACUCUUAAAUUAAUUCAAUUAAGAAUAUUUUCCUAUCAAAGCUGAAUAAUAUUCAGAUUCAUAAUUUGUAUUUAAUUAUGCAAGAAUCAAAUCCCUCAUUGAAAAUAUGUCAAACUUUAAUUCAACUCUUCAAGUCAUUACUCCUUUAAAAAUAGUAGAAGGGAAUGAUGAAAACGAGUUAAAUAAAUUUGUGUUUAACAUCAUCAAGGUAUUUCAAUCACAUAUAUAUAGAUUAGGUAAUCUAUGAGUGGGAUAAGGCUAAAGAAGCUCUAACUUAUUUAAGAAAUGAUCAAAUUUAAUAUAUUCUUGAUUUCUUUAAUAAAGAAGAAUUCGGUUAUCAAUAACAAAUAUUAUAUAAGUAAUUGAUUGAAUAUGAAACUAUCAAUAACAAAUAAGAGAUAGAAAUCAAUUCACUAUAAUCCAAAAUUUUAGUAUUAGAAACAAAUAUCCAAAAAUUAUAAAAUGAAUAAUCAAAUUUAAAAGAAGAAAAUAUUUCAUUGAAAAAUUGUAAGAAUAUAAUUUUUUAUUUUAUAUUUAGAAAUAGAAAAAUUGUAAAUGAAUGAAUUAGGACAAAAUUAGGAUAUUACAAUUAAUUUUUUAAAAUAAGAAUGUUUAAAUUUGUAAUUGAUUAUCAAUAAUUUAGAAAAAAGGAAUGAACUGUAUGAUACAUUCAUAUAUAUCUAGACAAUAAUAAUAAAUCUAAAUAUUAAUUUAGUUUGAACAAAAGUCUAAAGAUCUUGAAUAAGAAUUGUAAAAUUAAUAAAAUAAAAAAAUCAUUAUUGAUGAAUUGUAAGAAAAGAAUUAGAUAUUAAAGGAAUAAGUGAAAGUAUAUGAUAAUUAUUCAAAAGUCUAAAAAGAAAAUUUUAAUUUUAUUAAUUAUAAUACUACAAAUCAUAUAUAAUGUGAAUAAGAAAUACUUAAAUUAAAAAAUAUAAUUACAUAAUAAGAAUAAUAAAUCAAAAAUUAGUUUUAAAUUAAAUAAUAUACAUAAGAAACUCCAAAGAUUCCAAAACCUAAAGUUAAUUGUUUAUCAGAAUAAAAAUAAAAAAAACCAACUUGUUUUGAUGAUAAAUUAUAGAAAUAAAAUGAUAUGUUAAGAUAAAUUAUAUCUAAAUUUGAAAUUUAAUAAUAAUCUACAUUACAUUCUUUGAAUAAAACUUAGAGAGGGAAAUCUUUAAAUAAUUGA